AUGAAACCAAUACCUGCGCCUCAUUUGCUGUUGGUGUCACCGUCACUAUGUUCUGCGAACACAUUUAAAACUCCAACUGUCCACGGCGCCAAGUUCUUGUCAUUGGAAGCCACUCUUGUCAGCAAUUAUUCUGCUCAUAUUCCUUUAGGAUACUACAUGAACAAUGGGGCAGUAAAUGUGACGGACGUCGCCUUUUGCAAUAUCACAGUCUCCUACACCCAUCCAGGAGAGAAUGACAUCGUCCACGUUCAGAUCUGGAUGCCUAGCGAUCACUGGAAUGGACGAAUGCAAGGUAUUGGUGGUGGAGGAUAUUCUGCUGGACUUUUCGAAUUGUCAUUCGUCGGAAUGACUGCUGCGGUCGGCGAAGGCUAUGCGGCAGUCUCCACUGACGCUGGACUAAGUUCUCGAGACCCCAGGACCUGGGCACUUUUAAGCCCUGGCAAUGUCAAUUUGUAUCUCCUCCAAAAUCUUGCAUCAGUGUCUCUCAAUGAUGCAGCUCUCAUUGGAAAAGCAAUCAUUCAAGAAUUCUACGGCCAAUCCCCUGUAUACUCCUAUUGGCAUGGAUGCUCUCAAGGAGGCCGGCAGGGACUCAUGCUUGCUCAACGCUAUCCUGACGCGUACGACGGUGUCGCAGCUGCAGCUCCAGCAAUCAAUUGGAGCGAAUUCGGUAUUUCAGAUUACUGGCCAACCUUCUUCAUGGACCAACUUGGCAAAUACCCUUUUCCAUGCGAGCUUGAUGCUCUCACAGCCGCAGCUGUCCAAGAAUGUGACGGAAAUGACGGCGUACUUGAUGGAGUGAUAACGGAUCCCAGCCUUUGUACGUUCGACCCAAAAACUAUGAUUGGGAAGGUCAUCGAUUGUCGCGAUACUGGAGGGCCUUUGAAAAUAUCUUCUGUCGCUACAACCGUUGUAGAAGUAUCAUGGAAUGGGCCUCGCAGCGUGGACAACUCGUCGCUUUGGUACGGGAUGAGUCAAGAUGCCGUCUUGACGGGAGCAAGGGGAAUUGCUGGCACUUCAUGUACGAAUGAGACGUGUACUCGAUCUCCUUUCAUCCUGUCUGAAGACUGGAUCAAGCUAUUCAUUCUCAAGAACUCGUCUGCGGACUUGUCCACUAUGUCUCAUGCAGACGUUGAUCACAUAUUCCACGCCUCGGUUCAGGAAUAUCAUUCUAUGAUCGGAACAGCAGACCCUGAUAUUCGCGAGUUCCGAGACAAAGGAGGGAAGAUGAUCACUUACCAUGGAUUGGCGGAUGAGGUUAUACCACCGAUGGGCUCGAAGCAUUACUAUGAUUCCGUCACUUCCCUUGACCCCUCUGUCCACGAUUACUACCGUCUCUUCUUUGCACCAGGUAUAGCUCAUUGUUUUGGAGGAAGCGGUGCAUAUCCAGAUACCACUUUCGCUGCUCUUCGCCAGUGGGUUGAAAAUGGAACAGCUCCAGAUGUUCUAAAUGCUACGAGUAUUUCUUACACUCGUAGCGUGACAUUUAGCAGACCCCUCUGCCCAUAUCCACAGAAGCAGUAUUAUGAUGGAACUGGCGAUGUGAAUUCUAGGGAAAGCUUUUAUUGCAAGUAGAUAUCUCCUAUGUUGGAGAGCCUCUCAUAAGAUGGUUUCAUUCCUGUCGAACUUAAAUUGACAGGUUCUUGGGUGUCAUCAUCAACUCAGUACAUAUACUUGAGUAAAGUCCUACCAAACAAGUAAUUUUGAUUAACUUUUGUGUGGGGUUUCUGUGCAAAAAUUGGAAUGUAACAAAUUGCUGGAAGUUCGGAAGCGAAAUAGUAUGAGAAACCAUAAAUG
Molecule: messenger RNA, 1794 nt
Organism: Mollisia scopiformis
Lineage: Eukaryota; Fungi; Ascomycota; Leotiomycetes; Helotiales; Mollisiaceae
Product: feruloyl esterase-like protein B precursor
Exons: 4
Coding region: 1-1572 (523 amino acids)
Source: RefSeq, a predicted model, not a curated record